AUGGCCACAGGAUCAUGGACUUUGGAGAUCUUGGAGCGACAUGUCGACCUGGACACACUGUCGACGUCUAUGAUCGAACCAGACGAUCAAAGCAACAAUGCUGCCGGACGUAUCAUGGAUUCGACGUGUCCAAGCUGUCGACCGUGGAAUCGCGCUGAAACAGCGCAGCUUUUGGCGCUGAAAGUUUUAAAGACGCAAAAACAAGCGCUGCGUGCUCCGGACAUGUUCAGGGUCCUGCCACCUCCGCCCUUGGAGUCUUCCGAUGUCACGACAUCGGACGCGACGCUGACGGAGGCCGAGACAGCUCCAGCAGAAGUGGCGGAACCCAAAGACAUCGAUGAGUCGGAAGAUCGUCGCUUGGAGGAUCUGCGAUUGGCGAGACUCGAAGAUGAGCUUCUGAAUCGUUUGGAGCGCUUGGGGAGCUUGUCUUUGGCGGAGGAAUCUCGAUUGAACGAUUUGCGGCGACAGCGAGCAGCUCUCAAGGCCAAUUUCCAAGACGAAGGCACCAUGGAUCAGAACGAGAAGGCCUUCCAGAAGCAGGACGCCGUGUUCCUGGGCUCCAAGCGACUUUUGACCAAGAAAUCCAAGAAGGCGGCCCGGUACUGGCGCAACAUCGGCUUGGGCUUUGCCGUUCCUAAGGAAGCCAAGGAAGGUCACUACGUGGACAAGAAGUGCCCCUUCACAGGGAAUGUGAGCAUUCGUGGUGCGAUCUUGAAGGGCAUGUGCAUUUCCACCAAGAUGAAGCGAACCAUCAUUAUCCGACGCAACUACCUGCACUACAUCAAGAAGUUCCACCGUUUCGAGAAGCGUCACAGCAACAUGGCGGUGCACUGCUCCCCAGCCUUCGAGCCCAAGGAGGGUGACAUCAUCACGGCUGGCCAGUGCCGACCCUUGGCCAAGACGGUGCGUUUCAACGUUAUCAAGGUGGACAAGAACCAGAUCUUCGGAUCCGCCCGAAAGCAGUGGGGUUUGCACUUUUCUGAGUGGCACGAGCGCGGCAGAAGUGAGCCAGUUGGCAACGUUGGCGGCAAAAAGAACCUGAAGCCAAACACCUUGCCGAGUCGUCCCGCUGUGAGGUCCGUGGUUUCCCCCAUGACCUUCGGUGAUGGGAGCGACGCUUCAGCUUCCACACGGGCCAGCUCCGAGGAACCUCCUGAUGAGGAAAAGGCCAAAGUGGUAGCAGGUCCCAAGAUUGAAGAACCUGGUCAAGCCGUUGAUGAACUGGGCAUGAUCUGUGCCUCUUUGGCAUUUCUCUAUGUGGUCUUGGAGGUGGGACACCUAGAGGCCAGGGUUCCUUGGCUUCCGGUGCUGGAAGCUGUCUACGCCGUGGGCUUUGCCGUGGCCUACUUUGCCUCGCCCUUCUUCUUCCCCGUUUUCGUGGCCAUUUAUGGCUGCACCGUGCUGCUGAUCAUCCAUCAAGCCUAUCGAGUCUACCAGCAUUAUGUGCAGGAUGACAGCACAUCUGCACAGUGGCAACGAUGUUUGUUUUGGACUGCUGCCAUCGGUUAUCCUGGGGGAUUCUUAUUCUUGUGGGUACCUGAGAAUGCCUUGUGCCCCUUGUACCCGAAGGUCUUUCAAAGGCUGCAUUUACAUGCAAUCUUCCACAUUGUGACAACCAUGUCGCCCUACUGUUAUGUGGUCUUCAUGACAUACUAUCGGUGCUUGAUCUUGAAACGAGAGGCAGAGCAUCGCUUGGGCAUCGGUUUGGCCUAUGUUCAUGUGAAGGAGACAGCUCCAUGA
Cladocopium goreaui is the source of this 1740-nucleotide messenger RNA. The record is from the annotation of a GenBank genome assembly. NCBI's taxonomy places the organism in Eukaryota, Dinophyceae, Suessiales, Symbiodiniaceae.